Molecule: messenger RNA, 1331 nt
Organism: Cucurbita pepo subsp. pepo (vegetable marrow)
Lineage: Eukaryota; Viridiplantae; Streptophyta; Magnoliopsida; Cucurbitales; Cucurbitaceae
Source: RefSeq, a predicted model, not a curated record
GGAUCGGAAUUUGGGAUGUCGAUUAAGGACUCAUUGACACGGCUUUUCCUUUUCGGUCUUAUGAAAUUGGCGUCCUUAUUUUUUGUAGAUCAACGACAAAAAAAAAUUUCUUCAAUCAUGUACCUGAUUGUUCAUGUACUCUGAGAUUCUUUUAUUUGUUCAGAAGAAUACUUGUGGAUGGAAUUAGCUUUUACUUCAUUUUGAAGCAAGAGCAACAAAUCAAACGUUAAUGACGGAAAAAAAAAAUCAAUUUUCAUCCUGAACUUUCAAUUUCAUCCGAUUUCACUUCAAACUUCAAACCUCAAACUUGGACAGCGUUGCAAUCUUAAUCUACACUAAUUCUGGAUAUUCUUCGGAUUUUUUUGGGUUAAAUUUGUGAGUGAAUCAAUGAAAAUUGAGUAGAGGGUAAAACAUGCAACAUGCUUAUGAGUUUAGGCUUCAGUUUUUGAUGAUCAUGUUGAAAUCACAGGGUGAAAAUCAACAAAUGACAAGUUUAGGGGUCCUUAAAAUUUGAUGAUCAAAUGGAUUCCGUUAUAGAGUUCUUGCUUCUUUUAUGAAAUGAUUUGAACAGUCUUCCAUAAAAAUAAAUCUUAAAUGCUAAAAACAGUUAUAAGUUCAAAUGUUUAUCAUGAUUCAUCAUUGAUUUCCAUUAUUUGAUAUAAGGGUAAUUAUCUUGUUGAAUUCAUCACUGACUGGUGGACCAUUUCUAAAAAGCUUUCUUAUUCUAUGAAUUACUUCAUGUUGAUUCUUUCGUUUGAGUUAGCACCAUAGUUCAAUAUCUUCCAAUAACUCCAAAUCUUUGCAGUAUUAUGGCCAAUGUACAUUUACAGGCAGAAGCACCCUCUGAACCUUGUCUUCCUCGGACUUUUUACGGCUACACUUAGCCUCACGGUUGGCGUUAGCUGCGCUAACACUGAUGGAAGGAUUGUGCUUGAAGCACUAAUUUUGACCUCAGCUGUUGUUUCUUCCUUAACUGGGUACACAUUCUGGGCCUCAAAGAAGGGCAAAGAUUUCAGCUAUCUUGGACCAUUUUUGUUUACUGCCCUAAUGAUCCUCCUCCUCACUAGCUUCAUUCAGGUCAUUUACUGCCCCUUCACUACUACUUCAUAGUCAACUCAACACUGGUUCUAGUGACUCUACUUCUAUAUUUUUUACUAGCACCUUGUCAAUGCCAGGAGGGGUAGAAAUUUUACAAUUUAGCUUAGCUUAAUCUAGCGGGAAAAGUUGAGAGAACUUUAAAAUCUUAUGUUCCGUUCGAUAACCAUAUGUUUAGUUUUUGGACUUCGAAAAUUAAACUUAUAAACACGAGCACUACUCGUGUUUGUUUGUUU